AUGCGAAUAUAUUUGUUAUCCAGUUUUUUAUUUUUAUUUCCAAAGAUUAAAUAUUUAACAAACAAUAAUUAUUCAAGAAAAAAAUUUACUAGCUAUAGUAAAAUGAUAUAUAAGUUUGAUUUUGAAGUUUUCGGAAAGGUUCAAGGUGUAUUUUUUAGAAAAUAUACAAAACUAGAAGCUGAUAUGUUAAAUAUAAAAGGGUAUGUACAAAAUACCAAUAAAAAUACAGUAAUAGGAACUGCCGAAAGUGAAAAUAAAGAAUUAUUAGAUAGAUUCAAAAUUUUUUUGACAAAUAAAGGUAGCCCUUUAUCACGAAUUGAUAAGUGUUUAAUAACAGAUGAAAAAACUAUUGAUACAUAUUCAACUAAUAAUUUUUAUAUAAAGAGAUAA
Plasmodium yoelii is the source of this 390-nucleotide messenger RNA. Its product is annotated as acylphosphatase, putative. The coding region runs from base 1 to 390 and encodes 129 amino acids. Gene Ontology annotation, molecular function: acylphosphatase activity. Lineage: Eukaryota; Apicomplexa; Aconoidasida; Haemosporida; Plasmodiidae. The record is from RefSeq and is a predicted model, not a curated record. The transcript is spliced from 2 exons.